UAGAGCAAUCAGGUAACUUAGUGCUAGAGCCAUGGCGAACAUUGCCCCUCCCCCUGCUAGCACUCUCGCUGCGUAUGGCGCUCUUGACAAAGAGGACGAGCUCUGCUUGCAGGCGCAAGAACUCAUGUUGGCAUACAACAAGUCCCUGGUCCUCAGGGCGGCGAUCCAGCUCGGCCUCAUCGACGCGCUGUGCGCGGCCCCCGCCGCGGUCACCGCGGACGAGCUUGCCCAGCAAAUCAAGGCCGUGGACAGGGCCAACACGGCCGCCUCGGUGGAGAGGAUCCUCGGCUACCUCGCGUGCGUCAACGUGGUGAGGUGCUCGGCCGAGACGAUGGGCCCCGACGGCGAGGUCCUUCGGCGGUACACGCCGGCGCCGGUGUGCCGGUGGCUCACGAAGAACGACGGCAAGGGGUCGCUGGGCCUCUUCGCCGUCUUCCUCGGCGAUCCGGACCACAUGUUACCCUGGCAUCACAUAGCCGACGCGGUGGUCUCGGGCGGACCGUCGUCCUUCGAGAGGAUCCAAGGGACGCCGUUCUUCGACUACCUGGGGAAGAAGAACCAGCGGCUGGGCAUGCUGUUCGACGACGCCAUGGCCGACCACUCGGUGAUUCUGGUCACCAAGAUGCUCGAGCGUUACAGAGGGUUCGACGACGUCCGGCGGCUCGUUGACGUCGGCGGGGGCACGGGCAACACCCUGCAGAUGAUCACCUCCCGGUACAAGCACAUCACGGGCAUCAACUACGACCUGCCUCAAGUUUUGUCUCAGGCUCCAUCUAUCCCUUGUGUGGAACAUGUAUCUGGAAACAUGUAUGAGAGCGUACCCUCUGGAGAUGCGGUCCUUUUGCAGUGGAUGCUGCUUAUGCAGACAGACGAGCAGUGCAUCACAAUACUGAAGAACUGCUACAAAGCUCUCCCUGAUGGAGGGAAGGUGAUCGUCAUAGACGGUAUCCGGCCGGAGAUCCCAGACCCGACUUCUCCAGCUGCACGCGACGCCUUCUCCUUGGACAUGUGCAUGUUUGUCCUUUUCAAGGGGAAGGAGAGGACGGAGAGGGAGUUCACCAAGCUUGCCCGGGAAUCUGGCUUCACUGGUGCUGUCCGUACGACCUACAUAUUCUUGAACUUUUACGCGAUUGAGUUCACCAAGUAGCGGCCAUACCAACAUACCACCAGCAUGGUCUUGAAUAAGAGCUGAUAGCUCAGUGCGUACGACGCAUGAUUUAUUUGUAUGCCCACUUGUGUCUUUCCAGUGUUUCAAGAAUAAUGAAUCAAAAGCUAGUCAUGUCACUACCUCAGAA
Molecule: messenger RNA, 1295 nt
Organism: Panicum hallii
Lineage: Eukaryota; Viridiplantae; Streptophyta; Magnoliopsida; Poales; Poaceae
Product: 3-aminomethylindole N-methyltransferase-like
Exons: 3
Coding region: 32-1147 (371 amino acids)
Biological process (GO): methylation
Molecular function (GO): O-methyltransferase activity; protein dimerization activity; S-adenosylmethionine-dependent methyltransferase activity
Source: RefSeq, a predicted model, not a curated record